UAGCUGUUUUGUAGGCCUGGGGCAAAACACAAUCUUAACUUUUCAAAAGGAAAAUCAAACAAAAGUCUUCUAGAUUCAAAAAUCUUUUAGAUUCAAAGGUCAAAUUUUUUAUGCCCACUUUUCCUUGUGGCCCUGGUAAAUGCCCCAUCUGCACUGUAGAUAAUCUGACCCUGCAUGAUAUGCUCAAACUUUGAAGAUGUUAUGACAUGUAAUACAUUUUAUAUUUGUACUAAUUAAAUAGUUUAAAAAUAUUUUGUAGCUGAUAAAACUGAAUGCAUGACAUGUGAGUAUAUAACUCAGGAUGAAGGAAUAACGGAAAAAGAAAAGGGUGGCAAUCAGAAUGAGUAUCAUGAAGUUAGUAUUGAUUUACCAGUGUUUCAUGAAACAAAUUCAAAACACUAUGGAAAUGAUAAAAUUUUACACCGAAAGCAAAAACCACAUUCAAUAAGUGAUUGUGGUGAUUGUGACGACUCAAAAUUGGAAUCAUCAAUUUUCAGAAAGGUUUCAAAACGAAAAAGUUCUAUCAUAAAUGGUUUUCAACAACAAAUUCUGGCAUUUCAAGAAAAAGUUGUUAAAUGGAUGAGCGAUAUAUCCAAUAAUUUAUCAUUACCCACAACUUCAAUUUAUUAACAAACCCCAGUAUCAUUAUUUGACAUUAAGUGUAUAAAUUCAAAAGAGAAGUUUUUUCUUUUUAAAGCAAGUGUGAAAUUGAAUUCAU
Molecule: messenger RNA, 718 nt
Organism: Hydra vulgaris (swiftwater hydra)
Lineage: Eukaryota; Metazoa; Cnidaria; Hydrozoa; Anthoathecata; Hydridae
Source: RefSeq, a predicted model, not a curated record